Lodderomyces beijingensis is the source of this 1722-nucleotide messenger RNA. The record is from the annotation of a GenBank genome assembly. NCBI's taxonomy places the organism in Eukaryota, Fungi, Ascomycota, Pichiomycetes, Serinales, Debaryomycetaceae.
AUGAAUUCGCAGGAUUUCAAACCUACAGUAUCGGAAAGUGAACACUCCACCGAGUCGUCUACUCACAACUCGACGAACCCGAAAGUCGAGACGUAUUUAGGCAUGUCGGGCCCCAAAUUGAACUACGCCAUUGCAACAUUUGCCGGCGUCGGCUUCCUUCUAUUCGGAUACGACCAAGGCGUCUAUGGAAGCUUGCUAAGUUUACCCUCGUUUGAAAACCAGUUCCCCGCGAUCCGCGCCUCGGCCAAUAGCACUUUACAGGGAGCCGUGAUUGGGGUUUACGAGUUGGGAUGCUUAGUGAGCGCGUUAUCGACCGUCUAUUUGGGCGAUCGAUUAGGACGAUUGAAGUGCAUGUUUCUCGGCUGCGUCAUCGUCUUAGUUGGUGCCGUGUUGCAAGCGACGGCAUACACCGUGGUCCACUUGGCGAUAGCCAGAGUCGUGACUGGAUUCGGCACCGGUUAUCUAACAGCUACUGUCCCCGUGUGGCAGUCGGAAUUGAGCAGAGCCAAAUCGAGAGGUAAGCUAAUUAUGAUGCAGGGAAGUUUGAUCACGUUGGGCAUCGCCAUUUCCUAUUGGAUCGAUUUCGGCUUUUACUUCAUAAACCGCAACGGGGCCGAUCCCCGUGGGAUAUCCUGGCGAAUCCCCGUUGUCUUGCAAAUUGUGUUCCCGAUUUUACUUUUGCCUGUUUGUUUCAAAUUGCCCGAAUCGCCACGUUGGCUUUGCGCCGUGGGCAGGAGUGACGAUGCACGAAGGGUGUUUAGCGCCAUCUAUGCCUUACCACUGGACGACGACAAGAUAUCUCAGCAAUUAGCCGAGAUUCAAAGCUCGCUAGACUUGGAAGCAGCAGCAGCAUCAACAUCAUCAACAACAACAACAACGAAACGGGACCCAUUUUUCAAAAUCUCAAAAUUGUUCAAACAGGGCCAGACUAGAAACUUCCAUAGACUAUGCUUAGCGUGCUGGUCUCAGAUCAUGCAACAAAUCUCAGGGAUAAACCUCAUCACAUACUACGCGGGAACCAUAUUCGAAAACUAUAUCGGAAUGUCGGCAUUCAACGCGAGGAUCUUGGCCGCGUGCAACGGAACCGAGUAUUUCCUCGCCUCGUUAUUCGGCAUACUCUUGAUUGAAAAAGUCGGAAGACGGAGAUUGCUCUUCUGGGGCGCCAUUGGCCAGGCCGUAACGAUGGCAGUGUUGACCAUUUCCGGUUGGCAAGCAAAGAAGUUGGGCGAUGAGGGCCGCGACAACACCGGCGCCGGUAUCGCAGCUGCCGUCUUUCUCUUCGUGUUCAACUCCAUAUUUGCCAUAAGUUACCUUGGAGGCACAUGGUUGUACCCGCCUGAGAUUGCAUCCUUGCAGCUACGAGCAGCCACUGCGUCCUUGCUGACGGCGCUGAACUGGAUCUUUAAUUUCUUGGUGGUGAUGAUUACCCCGAUUAUGUUCUCCAAUAUCGGAUACUACACCUACACCAUUUUCGCAUGCAUCAACGCCGCGAUGGCGGCUGCUGUCUUUGUGUUUUACCCUGAAACCAGUGGAAGGUCGCUAGAGGAGAUGGACCACAUCUUCAACAAGUGCCCCGUUAAUCAGCCUUGGAAAGUUGUCGGUAUUGAAAGGAAUACGCCCAAGAGGAGCCAUGAUGAGACUCGCGAUGGCGAUGUAGAGAAGCCUCUAGUUGAGCAUCGUGAGAACACCGAGAAGGAUUCAAGGAGCCUGCUGAAGGAAUAA